Messenger RNA from Amaranthus tricolor (Joseph's coat), 6380 nucleotides. Its product is annotated as callose synthase 3-like. Gene Ontology annotation, cellular component: 1,3-beta-D-glucan synthase complex; plasma membrane. NCBI's taxonomy places the organism in Eukaryota, Viridiplantae, Streptophyta, Magnoliopsida, Caryophyllales, Amaranthaceae. Gene Ontology annotation, biological process: (1->3)-beta-D-glucan biosynthetic process. The coding region runs from base 375 to 6218 and encodes 1947 amino acids. The record is from RefSeq and is a predicted model, not a curated record. The transcript is spliced from 42 exons. Gene Ontology annotation, molecular function: 1,3-beta-D-glucan synthase activity.
CUCUUUAGUAUUAUUUGGUCAUUUUAAACUGUUUUAGCUAAGAUACAGAUACAGUACGCUCAGUCUCUCAUACACUUUAAUGGUCAUUUUCUUCCGCCAUAGUCCAAUACCAUUGCUUUAUUGCCUUCUUCCUUAAGCUAGUACCUUAAAAGUUUAAACUAUCUUUUCUUCUCUCUUCACACUUUUUUUCCUCCUUUUUUGGUUUUCACUUUCUCUCUCCUAGGGCAUACUUUCUGUGCUCUUUCUCUCUCCUCCUCCUCCAUUGCUGUUCGACUUCGAGCUCCGCCAUUUUUGUUUAUUAGCUUCAUGAUAGUUUAAUCUAUGAUUUAGUUUGAUUAAUUUACUCUGGGGUUUUGAAGUGAAUUUGGUUAAAUAUGUCGUCUUCUACGUCGAGAGGUGGAGGUUCCGAUCAACCGCCAACAAGGCGGUUGAUGAGGACACAGACGGCGGGGAAUAUUGGAGAAACGGCAUUUGACAGUGAGAUAGUUCCGUCAUCUCUUGUUGAGAUUGCUCCCAUUCUUCGUGUUGCUAAUGAAGUUGAAAAGCAUAAUCCUAGGGUAGCUUAUCUGUGUAGGUUUUAUGCUUUUGAGAAAGCUCAUCGAUUGGAUCCAACUUCCAGUGGUCGUGGUGUCCGGCAAUUCAAAACUGCACUUCUUCAAAGGCUAGAGAAGGAAAAUGAUCCAACAUUAAAGGGAAGAGUUAAAAAGAGUGAUGCACGCGAAAUGCAAAGUUUUUAUCAGCAUUACUACAAGAAAUAUAUUCAAGCUUUGCAAAAUGCAGCUGAUAAGGCUGACCGUGCUCAGCUCACUAAGGCAUAUCAGACUGCUAAUGUGCUGUUUGAGGUAUUAAAAGCUGUGAACUUGACACAGUCCAUGGAAGUUGACCGCGAGAUCUUAGAUACACACAAUAAAGUAGCGGAGAAAACUGAAAUCUAUGCCCCAUACAAUAUCCUUCCUCUUGAUCCAGAUAGUGCAAAUCAGGCAAUUAUGAGAUACCCAGAGAUACAAGCUUCAAUGGCUGCCCUUCGUAACACUAGAGGCCUUCCUUGGCCCAAGGAUUACAAGAAAAAGCAAGAUGAGGACAUUUUGGACUGGCUCCAGGCAAUGUUUGGUUUUCAGAAAGACAACGUGGCAAACCAAAGAGAGCACCUCAUUUUGUUGCUUGCCAAUGUUCAUAUACGACAAUUUCCAAAGCCUGAUCAACAACCAAAGUUGGAUGAACGUGCAUUGACAGAAGUGAUGAAAAAGCUUUUCAAGAGCUAUAAGAAAUGGUGCAAGUACUUGGACCGCAAGAGUAGUCUCUGGCUGCCGACAAUACAACAAGAAGUACAACAACGUAAACUAUUGUAUAUGGGCCUAUAUCUUCUUAUAUGGGGUGAAGCUGCAAAUCUGAGAUUCAUGCCUGAGUGUCUAUGCUACAUCUAUCACCAUAUGGCUUUUGAACUUUAUGGCAUGCUUGCUGGCAAUGUCAGUCCACAGACAGGAGAGAAUGUAACUCCUGCUUAUGGUGGUGAAGAAGAGAUCUUUUUAAACAAAGUCGUAAACCCCAUUUAUGAAGUUAUAAGAGUGGAAGCUGAAAAGAGCAUGAAAGGAAAAUCUAAGCAUUCACAAUGGAGAAACUAUGAUGAUUUGAAUGAAUACUUUUGGUCAGUUGAUUGUUUCCGAUUGGGUUGGCCAAUGAGAACAGAUGCAGACUUCUUUAGUAAUCCUGGUAAAGUGCUGAGCCAGGAUAGAAAUGCAGAGGGAAAACCUUUCUACGGGGAUCGGUGGACUGGAAAGGUUAACUUUGUUGAGAUUCGAACGUAUUGGCAUGUCUUCAGAAGCUUUGACCGAAUGUGGAGUUUUUUUAUUUUGGCUUUGCAGGCAAUGAUCAUCGUGGCGUGGAAUGGCACUGGCGACCCCAGUGCAAUUUUUGAAAUAAGUGUUUUCAAAAAUGUAUUAAGCAUUUUCAUAACAGCUUCGAUAAUAAAGCUUGGGCAAGCUUCCCUGGAUGUGGUUCUUGGUUGGAAAGCUAGAGGAACCAUGCCGUUUUAUGUUAAGCUAAGGUACAUUUUCAAGGUUGUCUCAGCUGCUGCAUGGGUGGUAAUCUUGCCAGUGACCUAUGCUUAUUCAUGGGAAAAUCCUCCUCCGGGACUCGCACAAACUAUUAAAAAUUGGUUUGGCAGCAAUGCACACUCUCCUUCCCUUUUUUUCUUGGCUGUUGUCCUCUACCUAUCUCCAAAUAUGCUCUCCACCAUGCUAUUUCUCUUUCCUUUUAUACGUUCUGCCCUUGAGAGAUCAAACUACAAGAUUGUGAUGCUGAUGAUGUGGUGGUCACAGCCGCGACUUUUUGUUGGGAGGGGAAUGCAUGAAAGUCCUUUUUCUCUUUUCAAGUACACAAUGUUUUGGGUUCUCCUGAUAAUUACGAAGUUGGCUUUCAGCUACUAUAUAGAGAUAAAGCCUUUAGUCAGUCCAACAAAAGAUAUCAUGUCAGUUCGAAUAGGAAAGUUCAAAUGGCAUGAGUUUUUCCCUCAAGCCCGUAACAAUAUUGGUGCUGUAAUUGCGCUUUGGGCCCCAAUCAUUCUUGUCUACUUUAUGGAUACCCAAAUCUGGUAUGCGAUAUUCUCCACAUUGUUCGGCGGUAUAUAUGGUGCAUUCCGUCGUCUUGGAGAGAUCCGUACUUUGGGCAUGUUGAGAUCCCGGUUUCAAUCAUUACCUGGUGCUUUCAAUGCACGUCUUGUUCCAAAGGAGCAACCUGAACAUAAGAAGAAAGGGUUGAAGGCCACCUUCUCUCGACGUUUUCCUAAUAUGUCGUCUAACAAAGAGAAAGAAGCUGCCCGGUUUGCUCAAUUGUGGAACCAGAUUAUCACUAGUUUUAGAGAUGAAGAUCUCAUAAGUAACAGGGAAAUGGACUUGUUGCUUGUUCCAUACUGGGCUGAUCGUGAUUUAGACCUUGUACAAUGGCCUCCUUUCUUACUUGCGAGCAAGAUUCCUAUAGCUCUAGAUAUGGCAAAGGACAGCAAUGGUAAAGACGGGGAGUUGAUAAAAAGAAUUAAUGCUGAUAGUUAUAUGAAAUGUGCUGUCCACGAGUGCUAUGCUUCUUUCAAAAGUGUUAUUAACAUCAUGGUUCAAGGACCUCGUGAGAAAACAAUUAUUGAGAACAUAUUCAAUGAGGUUGAGAAACAUAUAGACGAAGGUGAUCUGGUGACUGAGUACAAGAUGAGUGCUCUUCCUAGCUUGUAUGAUCAUUUUGUCAAGCUCAUGAACUGUUUGUUGGACAACAAAAAGGACGAUAAAGAUAAAGUUGUGCUUUAUUUCCAGGAUAUGCUGGAGGUGGUGGUAAGUGAUAUAAUGGAGGAUAAUAGCGUGCUAGAAACUGGAGGUGGGUCAACAGAUGGGGGAGCAUCUGUUGAGCUAUUUGCGAGCGAAGGAGCUCUUAAUUUUCCUAUUGAACCACAAACAGAAGCAUGGAAGGAAAAGAUCAAACGGUUGUACCUGCUGCUUACUGUGAAGGAGUCUGCAAUGGAUGUCCCUUCAAAUUUAGAUGCUAGGCGCCGACUCUCUUUCUUUUCAAAUUCAUUAUUUAUGGAUAUGCCGCCUGCACCUAAAGUUCGAAACAUGCUUUCAUUCUCUGUCUUGACCCCUUACUAUACGGAAGAGGUUCUUUUCUCGCUACAAGAUCUGGAAAACCAAAACGAAGAUGGUGUAUCUAUCCUGUUCUACUUGCAAAAGAUUUUUCCAGAUGAAUGGGAUAACUUUUUAGAGCGUGUCAAAUGCACGGAUGAAGUAGAACUCAGAGACAAUGAAGAUCUGGAGGAAGAGUUGCGUCUUUGGGCAUCAUACAGAGGCCAAACUUUGACUCGUACUGUUAGAGGCAUGAUGUACUAUCGGAAGGCUCUUGAGCUUCAAGCCUUUCUUGAUAUGGCAAAUGAUAAAGUCUUAAUGGAAGGUUACAAGGCUCUUGAAUUGAACACUGAGGAGAAUUCACAGAGUGAAAGAGCGCUGUGUCAAGCUGUCGCUGAUAUGAAGUUUACAUACGUAGUAUCUUGCCAGCAAUAUGGAAUACAUAAAAGAGCUGGUGAUCAUCGUGCACAAGAUAUACUCAAGUUAAUGACAGCGUAUCCGUCACUUCGAGUGGCUUAUGUUGAUGAGCUUGAAGAGCGUGAUGCUAGCACCAACAAUAACAACAGCAAGAAGAACCAGAUAAAUAAGAUAUAUUAUUCCGUUCUUGUGAAAGCAGCUUUACCAACAUCUACUAAAUCAAACGAGCCUGGGCAAAACCUAGAUCAGGUCAUCUAUCGGAUAAAACUCCCAGGACCCCCUAUCCUAGGUGAAGGGAAGCCUGAGAAUCAGAAUCACGCGAUAAUUUUCACUCGCGGAGAAGGAUUGCAAACAAUAGACAUGAAUCAGGAUAACUACAUGGAAGAAGCUUUGAAAAUGAGAAAUCUGCUUCAAGAAUUUCUGAAAAAACAUGGUGGAGUAAGAUAUCCUACAAUUCUCGGACUUAGAGAGCAUAUAUUCACUGGAAGUGUUUCAUCUCUUGCAUGGUUCAUGUCUAAUCAGGAGACAAGUUUUGUCACCAUUGGUCAAAGAUUGCUAGCAAACCCAUUGAAGGUUCGCUUCCACUAUGGUCAUCCAGAUGUCUUUGAUAGGCUGUUUCAUCUUACAAGAGGGGGUGUCAGUAAAGCUUCCAAGGUUAUCAACUUAAGUGAAGAUAUAUUUGCUGGAUUUAAUUCUACUCUUCGUGGAGGAAACGUCACACAUCAUGAGUACAUUCAGGUAGGGAAAGGAAGAGAUGUGGGCCUUAACCAGAUUUCAAUGUUUGAGGCGAAAAUAGCUAAUGGAAAUGGAGAGCAGACUCUUAGUCGUGAUAUAUACAGACUUGGACAUCGUUUCGACUUCUUCCGAAUGUUGUCUUGUUAUUUCACUACAAUUGGUUUCUACUUCAGCACCUUGAUUACUGUGCUCACUGUGUAUAUAUUCUUAUAUGGACGUCUAUAUCUUGUGCUAAGUGGCCUUGAGGAACAAUUGAACAACCAACGCCGAUUUCGGAAUAAUAAGCCACUUCAAGUUGCUCUUGCUUCUCAGUCAUUUGUUCAAAUUGGGUUUUUGAUGGCAUUGCCUAUGUUAAUGGAAAUUGGAUUAGAAAAAGGUUUUCGAACUGCUUUAAGUGAGUUUGUAUUGAUGCAACUGCAACUUGCUCCAGUAUUCUUUACAUUCUCUCUGGCAACCAAGACUCACUACUACGGGAGGACAUUGCUUCAUGGAGGUGCAAAAUAUAGGCCUACUGGUCGAGGUUUUGUUGUCUUUCAUGCUAAAUUUGCAGACAACUAUAGGCUCUACUCUCGGAGCCAUUUUGUGAAAGGAAUUGAGCUUAUGAUUUUACUCAUUGUAUAUGAGAUUUUCGGUGAACCAUACAGAAGUCCAGUUGCUUAUAUAUUGAUUACUGUAUCAAUGUGGUUUAUGGUGGGCACCUGGUUAUUUGCUCCCUUCCUUUUCAACCCCUCCGGCUUCGAAUGGCAAAAAAUAGUUGAUGAUUGGACAGACUGGAACAAAUGGAUGAGCAACAGAGGUGGGAUCGGUGUGCCUUCAGAAAAGAGUUGGGAGUCAUGGUGGGAAGAAGAGCAAGAGCAUCUUCGCCAUUCUGGUAUUCGUGGAAUCGUUGCUGAGAUACUACUAUCUCUGCGAUUCUUCAUCUAUCAAUAUGGACUUGUGUACCACUUGAAAAUAACGAAAACAAACCAAAGUUUCUUAGUCUAUGGAUUGUCAUGGCUGGUGAUCGUGGUGGUAUUAUUUGUAAUGAAGACCGUUUCUGUUGGGCGUCGAAGAUUCAGUGCAGAUUUUCAGCUGGUGUUUCGGCUCAUUAAAGGGUUGAUUUUCCUGACAUUUGUGGCUAUACUGGUUACACUUAUUGUGCUACCAGGCAUGACAUUGAAAGAUAUCCUAGUUUGCAUUCUUGCUUUCAUGCCCACUGGUUGGGGUCUGCUUUUGAUCGCUCAGGCUCUCAAACCCGCUGUUAAACGAGCUGGGUUUUGGGGUUCAGUUAGGACACUUGCGCGUGGCUAUGAGAUUGUGAUGGGAUUGCUACUUUUCACUCCUGUGGCCUUCCUUGCCUGGUUCCCGUUUGUUUCUGAAUUUCAAACAAGAAUGUUGUUUAACCAAGCGUUCAGUAGAGGUCUGCAGAUUUCUCGUAUUGUUGGUGGACAUCGUAAAGAUCGUACAUCUCGGAACAAGGAUUGACCUUGAAAUAACUAUAAUCUUGUACGUCAUUUUUCUUAUUUGUUCUAUUUGUUAGAAUUUAUCUGCUUUGUCUUGAAUGGCUAGCUGGUGUGUGUUGUAAGUAAUGGGCGCACGGCUUCAUUUUUGGUAAUUUUAUUCCUGGCUUUGGUUACCAUUUACCAA